UGGUCUGGAGUGACUUCGUCCCCCGGCCUGACGGGCUGCUGUCUCAUACGUGAGUCGACACCUGCCAGGUGCUCGGAGCAGGGCCUGGCGCACAGGAAGGAAGCACUCCCGUACUCUUGAGUGCUGGAGCUCAUAACCAAGGACAGAGGACGCCUCUGAACGCCCGGAAAUUGCGUGGACAACUUUUGAUGAAGAUGGUCGGUGUGUGUAUUUCAGAAGGGGGCGCACGAUUUCAACAGAUUCUGCCUUCGGACCUCGCGGUCUGACGUUUUAAAGGUUCUGCUCCCCCCGAAGAGGAAACAUUUGAAAGGAACACGAGAUGUAAAAGAAGAAAUCUUCACGGGCGUCUCCAAGGAUGGAAUGCCAACCCAUCCCUCACUGAGACCAUGAUCUCUUCUCAUCCCUUGGAAGUUUCCGUGUUCUCCAGCGAGAAUUCUUCCCCUUCAUCCUGUGCCAUGGGAAAAACCUGAAGGGCAGGCAGAAUUGUUCCCAGACUUGGGGAUUUUUCUGAGGUUUCAGCGGCUCUUACAGGACAUGACAGUUGGAGAUCGCUUCUUUUUGUUGUCUUUCAGAGUCGAACCAAAGAAGGCACUUCCUCAUUGUCUAGUGCUUUGGCUCCUGCUCAUUUUUAUAUUUGUUUCCGUUGCUCGUGCCUUAAAACCAUCUUCCGUAACCAGAAGACAUCCUUAAAAAGUGUUCCAGCGCGACUUGCAUGCAUCUGGGCUCCGCAGGGGCUCUCCCAUGGCUCUGUGGGCCAGCAGUCCAAGGGCAUUACCAUGAGGCACUGCAUUAAUUGCUGCAUACAGUUGUUGCCCAACAACGAGCACAAACAGCAGGUUGGCUGCGGAGGAGGCCCCCUUCACAGUCACCUGGAGUGCCCCGCGUGCAAAGGAGAGAACAAAAUUGUGCUUCGUGUGGACGGUAAGCAGAUGAACUUGCUUGCUGUUCUCGAGGUGAGGGCUGAGGGCAAUGAGAGCUGGGGCAGGUUUCUGCGCUUCAAGAAGGGGAAGCGAUGUAGCCUGGUUUUUGGAUUGAUGAUCAUGACCUUGGUGAUGGCAUCUUACAUCCUUUCUGGGGCCCACCAAGAGCUUCUGAUCUCCUCACCUUUCCAUUAUGGAGCCUUCCCCAGCAAUCCCAGCUUGAUGGACGGUGAAAACCCGAGUGACACGAAAGAGCAUCAUCACCAACCCUCUGUAAAUAAUAUUUCGUACGUGAAAGACUACCCAAGCAUUAAAUUAAUUAUCAACAGCAUCACAGCCAGGAUAGAGUUCACAACCAGGCAGCUCCCAGACCUAGAAGAUCUCAAGAAGCAGGAAUUGCACAUGUUUUCGGUAAUCCCCAAUAAAUUUCUUCCAAAUAGCAAGAGCCCCUGCUGGUACGAGGAGUUCACGGGUAGGAACACCACCGACCCCUACCUGACCAACUCCUACGUGCUCUACUCCAAGCGCUUCCGCUCCACCUUCGACGCCCUGCGCAAGGCCUUCUGGGGCCACCUGUCGCACGCCAGCGGGAAGCACUUCCGCCUCCGCUGCCUGCCGCGCUUCUACAUCAUCGGGCAGCCCAAGUGUGGCACCACCGACCUCUACGACCGCCUCCGGCUGCACCCGGAAGUCAAAUUCUCCGCCAUCAAGGAGCCCCACUGGUGGACCCGGAAGCGCUUUGGAAUCGUCCGCCUGAGAGAUGGGCUUCGGGACCGCUACCCCGUGGAAGAUUACCUGGACCUCUUUGACCUGGCCGCACACCAGAUUCAUCAAGGACUGCAGGCCAGCUCUGCAGAGGAACAGAGCAGGAUGACUAGGAUCAUUAUCGGGGAGGCCAGCGCGUCCACCAUGUGGGACAACAACGCCUGGACGUUCUUCUACGACAACAGCACAGAUGGAGAGCCGCCCUUUCUGACCCAGGACUUCAUCCAUGCCUUUCAGCCAGACGCAAAACUGAUUGUCAUGCUCAGGGACCCCGUGGAGAGGUUGUACUCCGACUAUCUCUACUUUGCAAGUUCGAAUAAAUCUGCUGAUGACUUCCACGAGAAAGUGACAGAAGCUCUGCAGCUGUUUGAGAAUUGCAUGCUCGAUUAUUCCCUGCGUGCCUGCGUCUACAACAACACCCUCAACAAUGCCAUGCCUGUGAGGCUCCAGGUCGGUCUGUAUGCUGUGUACCUUCUGGACUGGCUCACCGUGUUUAAUAAAGAACAGUUCCUCGUCCUUCGCCUGGAAGACCACGCCUCCAACGUCAAGUACACCAUGCACAGGGUCUUCCAGUUCCUCAACCUCGGACCCCUAGGUGAGAAACAAGAGACCCUGAUGACAAAGAGCCCCGCGUCCAACGCGCGACGCCCCGAGGACCGGAACCUGGGCCCCAUGUGGCCGGUCACCCAAAAGAUCCUGCAGGACUUCUACGGGCCCUUCAACGCCAGGCUGGCCCAGGUGCUCGCCGACGAGGCGUUCGCCUGGAAGAAGACCUGAGGGUCGGGGUCCCCCUGCGGUUUCCACUGUUACCGUGAUUUAAAAAUCUCUCUUUGGGGGGCGGGGCCCUCUUCCUCAACAGCGUGGAGAAAACCCCCAGAUGAUUCUUCUUCCCCUCCCUAGGCACCUGUUUAGUAUAACCGUUUGUGGUGUGAAACAACCUGGCAACUGACCCUUCACGGGGCUCCGCCAUCCCGCGCCAUUGGAACCUCCACUUGGGAACCGUUCCCUCCUGCGGCACAGUGGCCGGGCCGCGGGGUCCAGGCGGGG
This is a messenger RNA of Lynx canadensis (Canada lynx), 2732 nucleotides long. It is a transcript of the gene CHST15, whose product is annotated as carbohydrate sulfotransferase 15. The coding region runs from base 777 to 2462 and encodes 561 amino acids. NCBI's taxonomy places the organism in Eukaryota, Metazoa, Chordata, Mammalia, Carnivora, Felidae. Gene Ontology annotation, molecular function: N-acetylgalactosamine 4-sulfate 6-O-sulfotransferase activity. The transcript is spliced from 8 exons. Gene Ontology annotation, biological process: hexose biosynthetic process. The record is from RefSeq and is a predicted model, not a curated record.